UAACAUUACCCGUAUUCUUUAGUUCAACCGUUUGCCGCUCGAAGCCGGUAGAGUCGUUACGAAACACGUGUCCCGCGCCCAGUUCGGCUGUAAGGCUAUACCCCUGACGGUGUCCCGGCGUCAACAGUUUAAAGCGUGUCUUGAAGUUCAACGCCGAGCUUCCACUGCGAUUGUUUGAAAGGCAGUGCACCUAAUUGGAAAUUGAAAUCAGCUACCGUAAGAGCAACACUGUACUAUUGUCUUUCGUCGUCACUGGAUCCGUUAGAUAUGGCUAAUUUCUCGAAAAUUGAAUCGAACAACUCUCCUCUACAACGCAAGUCAUGCAGUGCGUCGAAUUGCUGUUGUCCUUUUCAAGAAAAAAGGAACUUCCAACUAGACUCCGGAUCAUGGGAAAUACUACUAUGCUACGCAUGUGGUAUUAAUGGAACACAUAGGUUUUGCAUUAUUGCUCCAUGUCCCGAAAAUUGGCGCUGUGAAAUAUGCAAUAUCUUUGAAGAUAAGCUAGUCAUGUUUAAAGAAAUGUUGAAGUCUGCAACCAGAAACAUCAACUUACAACGCGUGGAUACCUCUUUACAGAUUGAAACUCGUAGGUGCAAUGUUGAAAAGUGUUUGUGUCCUCAUAGAGAGCAACAAACACAUCAAGAUGAGAUUGGAUCAUGGGAAAUACUACUAUGUCAAGGAUGUGGUAUUAAUGGAACACAUAGGAUUUGCAGUUUUCUUCCAUGUUUCCAAUAUUGGCGCUGUGAAACAUGCAAUACCUUUGAAGAUAUGGUAUUCAAGUUUAGAGAAACGUUGAAUGCUGCAAACAGAAACAUGAGCAUACGGUACGUGGAUACCUCUUUAAAGAUUGAAAGUCGUAGUUGCAAUGUUGAAAAGUGUUUGUGCCCUCAUAAAGAUCGACAAACACAUCAAGAGGAGAUUGGAUCAUGGGAAAUACUACUAUGCGAUGCAUGUGGUAUUAAUGGAACACAUAGGAUUUGCAGUUUUGUUAAAUGUUUCAAAGCAUGGUAUUGUAAAGCAUGUCAACCCAAUAUUUUGUAAUAACUAAUUAUAUUAUUUUAAAUUUUUAUAAUAGUAAAUUUAACAGUGUACACGUAAUUAUUUUAAAUGUUUUCAGCCAAUUUCAGGCAUGUAUUAUUGAUAUGUAUUUUAUUUUUAUUUACAUAUUGUGAAUUCACUAUAUCACCUUUAAACAAUAAUUCAUUUGUUUUUGUUCAUCCAUCACAUUGUUAAUUAGAUUUGUUGAGAAUUCAAGUUAUAUAAUAUGUUUCUUAUAUAUUUUGAUUGAAUUCUCAUUUUCAUAUGUUAAUUGAAUA
Myzus persicae (green peach aphid) is the source of this 1316-nucleotide messenger RNA. Its product is annotated as G2/M phase-specific E3 ubiquitin-protein ligase-like. The record is from RefSeq and is a predicted model, not a curated record. The transcript is spliced from 7 exons. The coding region runs from base 268 to 1041 and encodes 257 amino acids. NCBI's taxonomy places the organism in Eukaryota, Metazoa, Arthropoda, Insecta, Hemiptera, Aphididae.